CCCUUGGAGCAUGCGCAGUGGCCCCUGUCCCGGAGCCUCCCUUGGAGCAUGCGCAGUGGCCGUCAGGCCGUUUAUCACAGCCCCGGUGGAAGUUCAGCGACGUGGCGGUGAGGAGUCGAAGGGACGCGUUUGGGGGAUAUAUCAAAGAUGGAGGAAACUGAAACUACGGAGGCACCCGAGGAUAAAGAAUCUUUAAUUUCAGAAGAAAGUUUAAGUGUUGCAGCCAACGAAGGGGAAAGCAAUAAAAAUGAUGUAUCAUUGCAGCACUCCAAGUCUGAACAUGAGACAAACACUACAGACAAUUCCCAAACUGAGGACCACGAGUCUGCAGAAAGGAAACUUCAAAUUAAUGAAAGUAAAGGCAAGAAUUCCAUCAGUAUGACAAGAAAGAGACCAGAAUCAAAAGGAUCCACUCCUGGGAUAACUGAACAGCAACCCUCGGAGCUUGAUGACAAGCCAAAGGUCGUCUCUGAUCAGGAGGCAGGAAGUUGGGGCUACUGGGGCAAUUGGGGGAAGUCACUGCUUACUACAGCAACAGCCACAGUUGCAUCUGUUGGUCAUGGAAUUUCCCACGUGAUUGAAAAAGCCGAGUCCUCUCUUGGGAUUCCCAGCCCUACGGAGGUUUCAGCAGAAACAAGACUGUCUGAAGGGGACAAAGAAAACUCUGAAGAAGGCCCUAAAACUGAAAGUGGAACCUCCUCCCCAACCAGUGGAGCGUUUGGGGUGUUUUCUACCAUAACAAGUGCAGUACAAAGCACGGGAAAAACUGUACUAAGUGGUGGUUUGGAUGCUCUUGAGUUCAUUGGUAAAAAAACCAUGGACGUCAUCGCAGAAGGAGAUCCUGGAUUCAAGAAAACACGAGGCCUAAUGUAUAGAACAACCACAUUAUCCCAGGUUCUGCGGGAAGCGAAAGAAAGAGAAGAAGAACAACAGGAACAACAUCAAACAGCUGGUGAACAUUCAACGGCUGCAGAAAAGAAGGCUAAUUAUGGAAUUUUGUUCGAUGAGUUUCAAGGUCUGUCCCAUCUGGAAGCAUUGGAGAUUUUGUCAAAUGAAAGUGAAGUAAAGGUUAAAUCGGUGAUUAAUUCUCUGUCUGGAGAAGAAGUUGAAAAGCUGAAGGAGGAGUUGGAAACAAUUACAGAAGCGUUUUCUUCGUUUGAAUUUGAUGAUGAGGAAGAGGUGGAGAAUGAAGGAGAUGAUGGGUCUAGAUUUGUGGAAGAAAUGUCUGAGUUGUUAUCAGAGCUGCAUUUAGCUGUAACAUCUGAUAAAAUAGGCAAAGUGAGAAAGAACGCGAAUGAAUGCAUAAUUGAAGUAAGGUCUCAAAUAGAAAUUAUAUCAGAAGAACCAGAGAAAAAAGACCAAGAUGAGAAGUCUACAUGUGAUGGCUUGAAUAAAGAUCACAAAGUUUCAGUUGCGAAUAUCCAUACAUCAGCUGUAAGAAGUUUGGCUGAGCUCACUGCUCGAUCCAUUGAACAGUUCCAUAAAGUGGCAGUACUAAUUCUUCACAGCCAGAACCAAGACGUGGGGGCAUUGGAUCGUGCCAAAACUCUGUCUAAAUUGACUGUCGUCUUGUGUAAGGAAAUGGCUACUCUUUCGAAACAGUUUACUACUUGUUUAACAAUAAUAGGGGCUAAAGAGAAAGUCGACAUUCUUAAUCCAUUAAUUACUGGAGUAUUUUUGGAGGCCUCCAAUAGUGCAACAUACAUCCAGGAUGCAUUCCGGCUUCUACUUCCAGUUCUUCAAAUUUCUCAAAUCCAGACCAGCUUGAACACAACUGCGCAAUGACUCAUUUAACUAACUUUCCAUGACAUAAAAAGUUUGCAUGAAUUGUCUGCCAAAAAUUCAGUCGCUGGUGUGGAUUCCUUUAGGAUGCCUUUUGUAACACUUCAAACAUGUUUUUUGUUGAGAGAUGGGAUUUAACAGAGAGCAGGGAAAAGGUAAGUAACUUACCUCUGCAUAAAAAGUAAAUGGCUUUUCUCUAUAAAAAAAAAAGCCACUAUUAUAAAAAUGCACUAAGAUAUUUGGGUCAUAAUCUCCAGCAUAUGAUCUUUCUGUUCAAAUUUUCACAAUUUUUUUUUAGUUCUUCUAUGCAUGAAAGAAAACUUAAUGUUUCUCAUAAUUCCUACCAGAUUGACUUUUCAUGGAACUAAAAUUUGUAGCUGUAUAAUAGCAAUAAGUUAUUUUUCAUUACAGAUCUUUAUACAGAAUUAAAUGUAUAUUGGCUUACACUAAAUGUAAAUCGUAAAAUAAUUCAGAAAAUAUUUGUGGAAAUAGUCUACCACGUUUAUUUCUGAUUUUGCCAGUCAUCACUGGCUGGUCAUUUAACUAAAUGCAAUUUUAUGCACUUUUUUUGUAAUCUCUGUCUCCCAAACUUUCCAAAGAAAUUCACAACAGUGAAAUCGAUGCUUCUCAUUUGUGAAUCUGCUACAUACCACUCCAACUCCAUGGAAAGUGGUGCAGCUGGUAGACCUGCUUUCUCAUAGCACAAGAGACUCUAAUGCAGUUCAGACCUUGGGUGCUGCCUGCGAAGCGUUUGCGCGUUUUCCCUGUGAGCUGCAGCUUCCUCCCACAUUUGUUAAUUGGCUGCUGUAAGCAGUAAAUUGAUGGAAAAGUGCAAUAAAGUGUGGACUCAGUGGGCUGAAGGACCUGUUUCCAUGCUGUACAUUUCAAUCAAUCAAUACACCUUGUGCUUAAACACAAUGGCUUGUUGUUUGAAAAAUGUACUGUGCAUUUAAAAAAUACUCAGUGGAAGAUGUGAUUUAUAAAUGCAAGGGUCGAUUUAAUUCCUUAAGUUGUUUUGGUAUAAGCCCAGGGAAAAUAUAUUUUUGACAUCUAUAAAACUUGUGUCAUAAGACUAAUUUCCACCAAAACCUAGAUGUGGGUGAGAAUUAGAAUGAGUUCUAUUAUUUUGCAUAUUUAGCAGCAAUCCUUUACUAUCUUAAAGUCAGUUUAACACUUAAACUAUGAACAACAGUGUCCUAAUCGCAAAAUGCAAUUAUUAGGUAGAGUUUAAAUGUAUUUGCAAUGUUAUGCCAUUGACAGCCAUCAGAGUAGAGAAGUACAUAAGAUUCUCUUAGCUAUUUAGUAAUCUCAAGUAAUGUCAGUGGUUUCCAAUGAUGUACUUUUCUCAUAAUUAAAUUUAAAAACCUGGAGCAUUAUAAUGUAUUGACUGUUAUUUAGUUAUUUUGUGCCUUUUGAGAACCUUUACUUGAGUAUCUCCUGUUUAAAAAGUGCAAAUAAUUGUUUCAUGACCUUUUUGGCAGUUUUUUUAAUAUUAAAAGCUUUAGAAUGCUCCAUCAGUAACAA
Molecule: messenger RNA, 3306 nt
Organism: Leucoraja erinaceus (little skate)
Lineage: Eukaryota; Metazoa; Chordata; Chondrichthyes; Rajiformes; Rajidae
Product: protein FAM114A2-like
Exons: 14
Coding region: 148-1785 (545 amino acids)
Source: RefSeq, a predicted model, not a curated record